AUGCCGCUUUCUUUUGUAUCCUGGAAUUGUAGAGGAGGGCUUUUGUUUAACAGGAAACAAAAAUUCAUUCGUGACUUGGUCUCCACCCAUAAACUUGCUUUUAUCGGUUUGUUAGAAUCUAAAAGGGAGCUAGUGGAUGAUUUUCUUGUGAGGAAAUUAUGGCCAAACUUGGAUUUUAUGUUCGAUUGGAUUCCGUCUGUUGGUGCUUCAGGUGGUUUACUCUUAAUUUGGAAUUCUGUGAGUUUGAGUAAUGUUGCUAUUUCCAAAGGUUCUAGAUGGAUCGCUAUGGAUUUUCUUUUUCAGGGUGUUAGCUGUCGCCAUAUCCUUGUCUAUGCUAGUAACUUGGCACCAGAGAGAUUAUUGCUUUGGCAGGAGCUAGAGUCUUUGUUGAGUUUUAAUGGCACCAUUCUUAUCAGUGGUGACUUUAAUGAAACUAUUCAUCCAGAGGACAGACUGAAUGGGGUUGGGUACACGCUUUCCAUGUUGGCUUUCAGCGAUUUUGUGAACAAUUCGGAGUUGAUGGACUUGCCACUUCAUGGUAGAUUAUUCACCUGGCAAAAUUCACUCUCCAAAUCGCGUAUUGACCGUUGUUUGAUCUCUGCAACUGCAGGUACUAUCUGGCCUUUCAUGUCUCUCACUGCUUUACCUGGGAAUCACUCAGAUCAUGUUCCCCUAUGUUUUCGGUCAAUGAAUAUUAUUGAUUGCGGACCUAAGCCUUUUCGCUCAAUUGAUGCUUGGUGGGAUCAUACAGAUUUUGCUAAGUUUGUAGAGGUUAGCUGGCUGUCAGUUUGUGAGAAACACACUAAUCUCACUUUGAGAUUAAAAGAGCUUCGGCACUGCAUUAAAAUUUGGAACCAAACUAUUUUUGGUGACCAAAAUAAAAGGAUUAAGGAGCUUACAACAGAGAUUUUUUCGAAAGAAGCCGCAGCUGACCACCACGCGAUUUCUGAAGAGGAAAGGAUGGAGAUUGGAAAUCUUAAAUCUGAGCUUUGGAAUGCGGAGAAAAGGGCAGAUUCAAUUUGGCUUCAGAAGUCUAGAGUAAAUUGGAGCAAUGCAGGAGAUAGAAAUACAAAUUUUUUUCAUAGUGUCGCCUCCAAACACUAUAGAAAUAACCAUAUUUCUAGCAUCCAGGUGGAGGAGUCUGUUUUUGAGGAGCCUGCAGACAUUCGGUUCCAUAUAAGAGAUUUUUAUAAAUCUCUUUACGGCCAGCAGGAUCAGAUAGAUUUUGAUCUCUCGGGGCUGCUUUUUGACAAAAUUUCCGAUGUUCAAGCACAGGGGCUGAUUAUGCCUUUUAGUGAAGUGGAAAUUUUUAAAGCGCUUUCGUCUUGUGGUGAAAGAAAAGCUCCGGUACCCGAUGGGUUUAACUUCUACUUUUAUAGAAGAGCUUGGGUAUUUAUGAAAGGCGUUUUUUUGGAGUUUUUUGCUGACUUUCAUAGUUCGCAUUCGCUUCCAUCUGGCAUCAACACUUCUUUCAUGGUUUUGGUUCCUAAAGUGGCAGGAUCUUCUAGCAUCAAGGACUAUAGACCGAUAAGUCUAGUAAAUGGUUGCUUCAAGCUUCUCUCGAAGACUCUUUCUCUGAGACUAGCGCCUUUACUUACUAAGGUGGUUUCUGAUAGUCAACAUGCUUUUUUAAAAGGCAGAAGCAUUUUGGAAUGUUCCAUGAUAGCCAAUGAACUAGUUCAUUUGGCCUCCAGGAGAAAAGACAAGCUGUUAGUUCUUAAGCUUGACUUUCACAAGGCUUUCGACAGUAUAGAUUGGAGACACUUGAUGAGUGUUAUGAAGAGUAUGAAUUUUCCUGCAAAAUGGAUUGAAUGGAUGUUUGCCUGUCUCUCCUCGGCAACAACAGCAAUAUUAGUUAAUGGCAGUCCUGUGGAGCCAAUUAACUUAAAAAGAGGUGUUCGUCAAGGGGAUCCAAUCUCUCCUUAUUUGUUUGUUAUUGCGGUGGAGGGGCUGAAACGCAUUCUAGACAAAUCGGGUGAAUUGGGGUUUACUAGUGGCUAUUGCUUUGCAGAUGAUCAGAAUCCCAUCUCGUUGCUCCAAUUUGCGGAUGAUACAUUACUUUAUCUCCCUUUUGAUAUUGAGCAGCUACAGAAUCUUACUAGAAUCCUUCGCUGUUAUGAAAUUGUUUCUGGUUUAACUAUUAAUUUCCAUAAAAGCUCUAUUAUGGGAAUUAAUGUUUCUAAUGAUGAUUUGUUUUUAGCGGCUGAAAUGGUUGGGUGCAGGAUUGAUUCUCUGCCUGUGAAGUAUUUGGGUCUACCCUUAACCGGGCGGAAACUUGUUACGGGUACAUGGGAUCAUGUGAUUGAGCGAUUUAAAUCGCGUUUGGCUUUAUGGAAGGGCUCUCUGCUAUCUCCUGCAGGUCGGUUGGUUCUUAUAAAGUCAGUUCUCUUCAGUAUCCUAGUUUAUUUUAUGUCUCUUCACAGCAUGCCGAAUACUAUUUUUAAGAAAAUGGAAUCAUACAUGAUUCGAUUUCUUUGGAAAGGGGAUGUGUCAAACCGGGUUCUGAGUAAGGUUUCGUGGAAGACUAUUUGCCAAGACUAUGAUAAAGGGGGUUUGGGCAUCACUAACCUACAUAUCAGAAAUCAAAGCCUCUUAUUUAAAUGGGUGUGGAAAUUGAGGUGUGGCAACGAUAAUUCUCUUUGGUUUAAGGUUAUUUCUACUUGCUCGUUAGUUAUAAAUUGGGAGUGCCUUCUUAACGGGGAUGCCAAGAAAUUAUCUUAUAUUUGGAAAGGAAUUCGAAAAUCAUGUUGCUUAGAUAAUUUUGCAUGGGAUAUCUUUAUUGCAAAUAUUAGAUUUGACGUUGGCAGAGGCAAUUCUAUCUCUCUAUGGAAUGAUAAUUGGAUGGAUAAUGGUCCGGCUUCUUUUUUAUUCCCUAGGCUUUACAACCUUUCGAACCAAAAAAGAGCGUUUAUUGAUGAGAUUUGGACUCGAGGUUGGCGUUGGAGGCGUCGUUUGCGAGGAUCAGAGGCCUUAUUGUUCCAACCGUUACAAAUCAUUUUUGGUCGCCUGAAUAGUACACUCACUACUGAUGAUGUGGUUUUAUGGAAUUCUAAUUCUGGUUUGUUUUCUCCAAACUCAUUUUGUAGGUUUGUAAACAGAGCUAUCCUUCUGGAUAGAAACCAUAAUAACACAGGUCUGAAUAUAAAUGUUGAAGCAAAUGAUAUCAGACCUGCUGCUGUAAACGUUUCUUCAAGAACUGCUGCUGCUCACCGAUUUUUUGCAGGAGGCGGGACUGGAUUGGCGAGUGAGGCUGUCUUAUCAGGUAUGGAUAUCACAGCUAGGAGGUUUGGCCAUUUCCACGAAACUGUAGCUGCUAUUCAGUCCUCACGACCACCAAUUGAAGAAUUGAACACUGAUGCUCCUCAUCUUUUUGCUUCACGGUAUCAGCUAGCUGCUGAAAUAAUUGUGGAGGACAAUGGCAAUUCAGUUAAUAGAGAUGUUGCUACCCAUGUUCAAAACAGUACCAUUCCGUUUAUGGUCGUUUGGAAAUCAACAGCUCCUCCUCGAGUUAAGUUCUUCAUUUGGCUUGCUUUACAUAAUAGAGUUCCGUCACUAGAUUUUUUGGUUAGACGUACUAUUAUUACAAUGGAUAAUUCUUUGUGCUCUCUUUGCAAUGUUGUCGAAACGCAAGCACACAUUCUUAUUCAUUGUGAUUUCGCUAGAAGUAUUUGGAAUGGUAUACUUCAGAAGAUUGACCUGACUUGGAUUUUUCCGGGUACAUUUGAAGACUUCAUGAUUCAAUGGGAGAGUAUUGUUCAUAGAGGUCCGUAUCGAAAACUAUGGCAGACUUUAUGGUUUCUUGUGAUUUGGGAGUUAUGGAAGUGCAGGAAUGCCAGAGUUUUUUCAAACUCGGUCACUAAUAAGGAUACAAUGAUUUUUAAUUGCUUCAUGAAAGCAGUCUUUUUCUUUAAAGGUUGUAAUAGAGAUUUUUCUUAUUCAGGGUUGUAUUUUUUUAGAAAUCCUUAUGCCAUUUUGUUCUCGGAUUCUUGA
Molecule: messenger RNA, 3990 nt
Organism: Mercurialis annua (annual mercury)
Lineage: Eukaryota; Viridiplantae; Streptophyta; Magnoliopsida; Malpighiales; Euphorbiaceae
Exons: 1
Coding region: 1-3990 (1329 amino acids)
Molecular function (GO): catalytic activity
Source: RefSeq, a predicted model, not a curated record